Messenger RNA from Lindgomyces ingoldianus, 451 nucleotides. RefSeq lists its product as uncharacterized. Bases 97 to 375 code for a protein of 92 amino acids. The transcript has a single exon. Lineage: Eukaryota; Fungi; Ascomycota; Dothideomycetes; Pleosporales; Lindgomycetaceae. The record is from RefSeq and is a predicted model, not a curated record.
GUUGCAGUGUCGGUGUGAAAUGGGGUGAUCUUGGAAUGGGAAAACAGUUUAGGCAUGCUGGGCUAUCGUCUGAGGAUGUGAUGAAGAUUAUUCCACAUGAGCUGUACGCUGGUAUCGACCCUUCAGCUGGUCUUGCUGAGACAGAGGAUGAGCUUUUCAUGCAGAAACACGACGGCGACAGAGAGUUGGACGGCUCUGUUUGAGGAGCCAGGAGAGUUCUUAGAGACUUUGGAACUGCUGUUGGAUCUUAAAGAUUGCUUUCUGUCACGUCAUGAUGGACGAAUGGUGUUUCGGAUGGAGGCCCCCAUAUUCGAUGAUAGACCUCCCGAAAGAUAUACAAUUGGAGGUAUUAUCAGAGUGGAAACGAGGAUCUAAUAAGCUUGACGAGGUAGUGCCACCUUGAAACACUGAAGCACAGGCCGUCAUGGUUUAGGGAACGCCACUUGAAAGC